Chelonoidis abingdonii (Abingdon island giant tortoise) is the source of this 4806-nucleotide messenger RNA. RefSeq names its product ATPase phospholipid transporting 11B (putative) (gene ATP11B). Gene Ontology annotation, cellular component: endoplasmic reticulum; recycling endosome; plasma membrane. The record is from RefSeq and is a predicted model, not a curated record. Lineage: Eukaryota; Metazoa; Chordata; Testudines; Testudinidae. Gene Ontology annotation, molecular function: ATP hydrolysis activity; magnesium ion binding; ATPase-coupled intramembrane lipid carrier activity. Gene Ontology annotation, biological process: phospholipid translocation.
GGGCUGCCGCGGCCCCGCCGGCUCGGGGUGCUGGGCGGGCUGCGCUGCACCUAAGAAGGUGCCGCGUCUCUGCGCCAUGGGGAGGCCGAGCGGCAGCGGGCGGCUACACUGAGGUGGCGGCAUCGAGCGGCACUUUCGAGGGGAAACCCCACUCCGGGACCUGCAAGGCCGGGGGGAUGUUACGGUGGAUCCGCCAGCAGCUGGGUUUUGACCCACCACAUCAGAGUGAUACAAGAACUAUUUACAUAGCAAAUCGUUUCCCCCAGAAUGGCCAUUAUGUUCCUCAGAAAUUUGCAGACAACAGAAUCAUAUCAUCUAAGUAUACGGUGUGGAAUUUUAUUCCGAAAAAUUUAUUUGAGCAGUUCAGAAGAGUAGCCAAUUUUUAUUUUCUUAUUAUAUUUUUGGUUCAGCUUAUGAUAGAUACACCUACCAGUCCUAUUACAAGUGGAUUGCCAUUAUUCUUUGUCAUAACUGUAACAGCCAUAAAACAGGGUUAUGAAGACUGGUUACGACACAAAGCAGACAAUGAAGUAAAUGGAGCUCCAGUUUAUGUUGUUCGAAGUGGUGGCCUUGUAAAAACUAGAUCAAAAAACAUUAGGGUGGGUGAUAUUGUCAGAAUAGCCAAAGAUGAAACUUUCCCUGUUGACCUUGUACUUCUGUCCUCUGAUAGAGUGGAUGGUUCGUGUCAUGUUACUACUGCUAGCUUGGAUGGAGAAACUAAUCUUAAGACUCAUGUUGCAGUCCCAGAAACAGCAGUAUUACAGUCAGUUGCCAACCUGGACACACUCGUAGCUGUUGUAGAAUGUCAGCAGCCAGAAGCAGACCUAUACAGAUUUGUUGGGAGAAUAACUAUAAGUCAUCAAAUUGAGGAAAUUGUACGACCUCUUGGGCCUGAAAGUCUUUUACUUCGAGGAGCAAGAUUAAAAAAUGCGAAAGAAAUUUUUGGUGUUGCUGUGUAUACGGGUAUGGAGACAAAGAUGGCAUUAAAUUACAAGAGUAAAUCUCAGAAACGAUCAGCAGUAGAAAAGUCUAUGAACUCAUUUUUGAUUAUCUAUCUAAUAAUCCUCCUUUUUGAAGCAGUCCUGAGUACAAUCUUAAAAUAUGCCUGGCAAGCUGAAGAAAAAUGGGAUGAACCUUGGUAUGACCAGAAAACUGAACAUGAAAGAAACAGCAGUAAGAUUCUGAGAUUUAUUUCAGAUUUUCUUGCUUUUCUGGUACUUUACAAUUUUAUCAUACCUAUUUCACUUUAUGUGACCGUUGAGAUGCAGAAAUUUCUUGGAUCUUUUUUUAUUGGCUGGGAUCUUGACCUCUAUCAUGAAGAAACAAACCAGAGAGCACAAGUAAAUACUUCAGAUCUCAAUGAGGAAUUGGGACAGGUGGAGUAUGUGUUCACAGAUAAGACUGGUACAUUAACUGAAAAUGAAAUGCAGUUUCGGGAAUGCUCUAUUAAUGGCAUCAAAUACCAAGAGAUCAAUGGCAAACUAGUUCCAGAGGGGCUGACUGAGGAUUCCCCAGAUGGAAUUAGACAGAGUCUUAUGAAAGAGGAAGAGCUCUUCUUGAAAGCAGUCUGUCUCUGUCACACGGUGCAUAUCAGUGCAGAUCAAACUGAUGGCAUUGGUGAUGGACACUGGCAUGCCAAUGGAAUAGUGUCUCAGCUGGAGUACUAUGCUUCCUCUCCAGAUGAGAAGGCGUUAGUUGAAGCUGCUAGCAGAGUUGGUGUUGUAUUUACUGGAACUAAUGGGGAAGGCAUGGAAGUGAAAAGCCUUGGAAAACCAGAAAGGUAUAAAUUACUUCAUGUUUUGGAGUUUGAUCCAAAUCGUAGACGAAUGAGUGUCAUUGUAGAGAGUCCUUCUGGAGAAAAGCUCCUAUUCACAAAAGGCGCAGAAUCGUCCAUUCUUCCUCACAGUAGAGGUGGAGAAAUAGACAAAACAAGGAUUCACGUAGAUGAAUUUGCUUUGAAAGGGUUAAGAACUUUAUGUGUAGCCUAUAGAAGAUUCACAGCUGAGGAGUAUCAGGAAAUAGACAGACGCCUUCAUGAGGCUAGAACUGCCUUACAGCAACGAGAAGAACGACUGGCAGAUGUAUUCAACUUCAUAGAAAAGGAUCUGGAAUUACUUGGGGCUACAGGAGUAGAAGACAAACUCCAAGAUAAAGUCCAAGAAACCAUAGAGGCACUCAGAUUGGCUGGUAUCAAAGUGUGGGUGCUAACUGGAGAUAAGCAUGAAACAGCUGUUAGUGUGAGUUUAUCAUGUGGACACUUCCAUAGAACCAUGAACAUCCUUGAACUUGUACAACACAAAUCAGACAGUACAUGUGCAGAGCAGCUGAGGCAGCUAGCCAGGAGAAUAAAGGAUGAUCAUGUAAUCCAACAUGGGCUGGUUGUGGAUGGGACCAGCCUCUCUCUUGCACUCAGGGAACAUGAAAAACUGUUCAUGGAAGUUUGUAGAAGUUGUUCUGCAGUUCUGUGUUGCCGCAUGGCACCCCUGCAAAAAGCAAAGGUAGUACGACUGUUAAAAACAUCUCCAGAGAAACCUAUAACAUUAGCCAUUGGUGAUGGGGCUAAUGAUGUAAGCAUGAUACAAGAAGCGCAUGUUGGCAUAGGAAUCAUGGGGAAAGAAGGAAGGCAAGCUGUAAGAAACAGUGACUAUGCAAUAGCAAGGUUUAAAUUCCUCUCCAAGUUGCUUCUUGUUCAUGGUCACUUUUACUAUAUUAGGAUAGCAACCCUUGUACAGUACUUUUUUUAUAAGAAUGUAUGCUUUAUUACACCACAAUUUUUAUAUCAGUUCUUUUGUUUGUUUUCACAACAAACGCUCUAUGACAGUGUGUACCUGACUUUAUACAACAUUAGUUUCACUUCUUUGCCUGUUCUGAUGUACAGUCUUUUUGAACAGCACGUUCACCCCCAUGUGUUACAGAGCAAGCCAGCACUCUAUAGAGACAUUAGGAAAAAUGCGCUCUUGAGCUUUAAACCGUUUCUUUACUGGACCAUUUUGGGGUUCUCUCAUGCAUUUGUUUUCUUCUACGGCUCCUAUCUUCUGAUGGGAGAAGACACUUCUCUGCUGGGAAAUGGCCAGAUGUUUGGAAACUGGACUUUUGGUACCUUGGUCUUUACUGUUAUGGUUAUAACUGUUACAGUGAAGAUGGCUUUAGAGACUCAUUUCUGGACUUGGAUAAAUCAUUUUGUUACCUGGGGCUCCAUUGUGUUUUAUUUUCUAUUUUCCUUGUUUUAUGGGGGAAUUAUCUGGCCAUUUUUGCAUACGCAGGACAUGUACUUUGUAUUUGUUCAGUUGCUGUCAAGUGGUUCCGCUUGGUUUGCCAUAAUCGUCAUAGUUGUCACUUGUUUGUGUGUUGAUAUUGUGAAGAAAGUGCUGUGCAGACAUCUACAACCAACAAGUACUGAAAAAGCUCAGCUUACUGAGACAAGUUCAGGUAUCAACUGCUUGGACUCCAUGUGCUGCUUCUCAGAUGGGGAAACAGCAUGCGCAUCUGUUAGAAGAAUGUUGGAACGACUAAUGGGAAGAUGUAGUCCAACCCGGGUCAACAGGUGUGGAAUUUCUCUCAAUAGCCUUUGCUGCAGACGAUUCUCCUAUAAACUGGAACCUGAUGAGCCUGCAGCUAUAGAUGUCUAGCAAACCAGUUGCAGGUUUUGUGUAAUUAACAGGAAAUGCUAUUCUUUAUAGUACUUUUUUGUUCCUAAAAGAUCCGUUUCUUGCUUACUGGGAGUGCUUUUGUUAGAAAAAGGAAGAAAACGGUUUUUCAAGAAACAGAACUCUCUUCAAACUUUGUUUGGUCUUUCUAGUAUGAGAUCUUGUGUUGUAUAUAUGGUAUUUUCUCUGGGUUUGUACAUCCUUCUGUUUAGAAAAACAAACCUCACUGUGCUCAUUGUUUUCCUGAUCCAGCUUUUUGCCUUCAUGAAUCAAGCGUUAUUUGUAAAGUCAAAAGGCUUUUCCUUUGAUACUUAAUGUAUGUCCUCCAAAUAGUCAUGGAUUAGCUUGAGUUACUUCUAAAGAUAUACAAAAGGGUUGCAUUUCCCCCAGACAAUAACUCCAUCAUUAAAAGGUAAGUCUUUAGACUUUUCAUCCAUUGGUGGUUACUAAAAUUAAAUAUUUUUUGUAAUAAAACUUUUAUACUCUAUUUCUAGAAACGAGCUAAUUUACAAAACAAAACCUUCAGAUUAACUUAGUUUGAAGGAUUUUUCUGUUUGUAUCAAAAAUGUCAGCGAAAUCAUGAGUGCCAUUCAAAACUAUGUGCUAAAUAUCUUCUUGAAUCUCCCCAUUUCAAAAAAACUCAAAGAACUAGGUAACAAAUUUGGGGGUAAAAAUAAAAAACCUUUUGUAUAUCUUAGUCUGUCUUUUGCUGAAUGAUAUCGUAGUACUCCAUUAUUCAAAAGCCAAACCUGGAAAAAAAAUUGCACUUCUCACAUUUACAUGGCGUUUUCUUUAAUAUGUGAGCAACUCUCUCUUUUUAAGUUAAAGGAUGUGGUAUCAUUCAUACAUCUUGUAUGGGUAAUUUAUACUGACAUGCUUUGUCAGUUCUGAUUUUUACCUUUAGGUGUUGACUUGGUAUGUGGUACAUUUCAGUUUCAAAUUCUUGUGUUAACACAGUGUCUGUGAUUCUAAUCAUCUUCUUUAUUCUGACUUGCUUAUGAAAUUUUGUUAGUUAUUUCCAUAAAUCUAGGGUAUAAUUAUGCAAAAAUAUCCUAUUCUGUAUAAGAAGGAACUGUUUAUGAUCAAGUAAAUUUUUUUAAUCAAAACUCUUGCUGUAUAGUAAGCAGGCAUGAUGUGUAAAAUAAACAAUUGAAUAGAA